Messenger RNA from Drosophila navojoa, 525 nucleotides. RefSeq lists its product as uncharacterized. Lineage: Eukaryota; Metazoa; Arthropoda; Insecta; Diptera; Drosophilidae. The record is from RefSeq and is a predicted model, not a curated record.
AUGCGGUUCCCGUUCGCAAUUCUGCUUUUGGCAGCCCAUACUCUAGCUGCUGAUGUGUCCCGGUUCACCAAUAUCGAGUGUGAAUCGCUGGAUCCAUCGCGAUUGACAUUCCAGCAAUGCAAUCUCAAAAUGCUUGGUCGUGGCAUCGUCGGCUUGAAUAUAUAUGCGACCUUGAUAAACAAACCUUGGGACAAUAUGAAGGUUUCUAUUAGUCUUUGGCGAAAAUACAACGGAUAUCAUCCAUUCCUUGUUAAUUCAACUUUUGACCUAUGUAAACUCAUGGCGAAGCCGACACAAAAAAUGUCAUUCGCAAAGCUAUUUAUGAGCUACAUGUCGGAAAGCUCAAACUUUAAUCACUCGUGCCCAUACGAAAAUGAAUUAAUUGUGCGCAACAUGAUAUUCAAGGAGGAGUAUUUGAAGUUUGCCCCAUUGCCGCAUGGCCACUAUAAAUUUCAGUUUAUGUCUGCCACCAACAACGAAUGGAAGUCCAUUAUCAAUGCACAUAUAUUACAUGUUUCAUCGUAA